Metarhizium brunneum ARSEF 3297 is the source of this 1002-nucleotide messenger RNA. Its product is annotated as Amino-acid transporter arg-13. NCBI's taxonomy places the organism in Eukaryota, Fungi, Ascomycota, Sordariomycetes, Hypocreales, Clavicipitaceae. Gene Ontology annotation, cellular component: mitochondrion. Gene Ontology annotation, biological process: mitochondrial L-ornithine transmembrane transport. The record is from RefSeq and is a predicted model, not a curated record. Gene Ontology annotation, molecular function: L-ornithine transmembrane transporter activity.
AUGGACCACGCGCAAAUCGCUGCCCAACCCUCGUCGGCCAUGCCCACGGAGCUGGCGCUUCGGGGCAGCUCGGCGCUCAUAGAGGCAUUUGAGGGUAUUGUCUAUGGAUCGAUUGCUGGCAUUGUCGGCAAAUACAUCGAGUACCCCUUCGACACGGUCAAAGUACGGCUGCAAAGCCAGCCCGACCAUCUUCCUCUUCGAUAUACCGGCCCUCUCGACUGUUUUCGACAAUCUUUAAAGGCGGAUGGCUUCUUGGGACUCUACCGAGGCAUUAGCGCUCCGCUAGUUGGAGCCGCCGCCGAGACGAGCAGCCUCUUCCUCUUCGAGAAGGUUGGGCGCGAGGUAUUGCUCGCUACUGGCCUUGCUUCGCGAGAGAAGGGUCUCUCUGUUCCAGCUCUAUGGGUGACCGGUGCCUUCUCCGGGGUUUGUGCUUCCUUUGUCUUGACCCCCAUUGAACUCGUCAAGUGCAAAGUCCAGGUGCCUCAGCAUGCGGACGGUGCUGUUGCUCCUGCUAUGCGGCCGCUUGCUGUUGUGCGCAAUGUCUUUCGUCAUGAGGGGCUACGGGGUUUCUGGCAUGGUCAGAUGGGAACGCUCAUCAGAGAAGGCGGAGGGAGUGCCGCCUGGUUCGGAGCCAAGGAGACGGUUACGUCGCUGUUUUACAACAUGAAGACGCGCGCGGCCAAGUCUCUGGAUGAGGCGAGGAGGAUCAGGGCCGAGCCGUUGCCACUCUGGCAGCAAGCUGUCGCUGGUGCUUCAGCCGGUGUUUCCUACAACUUCCUCUUCUUCCCUGCCGACACAAUCAAGUCUCGCAUGCAGACCAUCGCCGUAGGCACGCUGGCACAGAAGCGGACAUUUUGGGAUGAGGGCCUCGCAGUAUGGCGUCAAUACGGAGUUCGUGGUCUAUAUCGCGGCUGUGGUAUUACUUGUCUGCGCUCAGCACCCAGCUCUGCGUUUAUAUUUAUGGUUUAUGAUGGGCUGAAGAGGAACUUUCCCCUGCAGUAA